Molecule: messenger RNA, 728 nt
Organism: Perognathus longimembris pacificus (Pacific pocket mouse)
Lineage: Eukaryota; Metazoa; Chordata; Mammalia; Rodentia; Heteromyidae
Product: adhesion G protein-coupled receptor B3-like
Exons: 2
Coding region: 93-728 (211 amino acids)
Cellular component (GO): plasma membrane
Molecular function (GO): G protein-coupled receptor activity
Source: RefSeq, a predicted model, not a curated record
AUUGGCCGGGGUGCCCGGGUCCGUGGCGGCGAGGCGCCGGCGUCGUAGAGCGGAGCCCGGAGCUUUCGGAGUGCGAGGCCAGAUGUCAUAGGAUGAAGGCUGUUGGUGAGCUGCUGAUUUAUAUAUUUUCCACCUAUCUCCUGGUUAUGUUUGGAUUUAACGCUGCCCAAGACUUCUGGUGUUCAACUCUGGUGAAAGGAGUUAUUUAUGGAUCCUAUUCUGUAAGCGAGAUGUUCCCCAAAAACUUUACCAACUGCACUUGGACGCUGGAAAAUCCAGAUCCAACCAAAUACAGUAUUUACCUGAAAUUUUCCAAGAAGGACUUGAGCUGCUCCAACUUCUCCCUGCUGGCUUACCAGUUCGAUCAUUUUUCCCAUGAGAAGAUAAAGGAUCUGCUCAGAAAGAACCAUUCUAUCAUGCAGCUCUGUGAUUCCAAGAAUGUGUUUGUGUUUGUACAAUACGAUAAGAAUUUUAUCCAGAUUCGCCGGGUCUUCCUGAGCGGUUUCCCAGGAUUACAGAGGAAAGGAGAGGAGGAUCAAAAGUCUUUCUUUGAGUUCCUGGUGUUGAACAAGGUGAGCCCCAGCCAGUUUGGGUGCCAGGUCCUGUGCCUCUGCCUGGAGAGCUGCCUGCGGUGGGAGAACAGCCGGGUGGAGUCCUGCGGAGCCAUGUAUACCAACUGCUCCUGCCCCCAGCACCUGGGCAAGCUGGGCGGCAACCACCAGGCCUAG